AUGAAGCAAUCAGUUGUUGUUGCCGCUUUGGCCAACAUAGCUUCUGUCUUCGGAAGCUCGCUAUUUCCUACAGAGUUCAAUUCGACUUGCAAAUGCAAACCAUUCACGAUCGAUCUUACAUGGGGUUCAGUGGAUGCCUCGAACCUCCUGCCACGAAGUGCCAUAUUGACCAAUGGCUCUAUGCCAGGCCCUGCCCUCAAACUUAGAGUCGGCGACUGUGUUGAUUUCACUGUCAACAACAAUAUGGGCUUCGACACUGGUGUUCACUUCCAUGGCAUCAGACAAUUGGAGACUCCUUGGAAUGAUGGAACUCCAGGUUUGACACAAUAUGCUAUCCGUAGCGGAUCAAGCUAUACUUAUACGUGGUACGCUGAUGAGCCUGGUUCCUACUUCUAUCACUCUCACUACAAGAGUCAGAUGAUGGAUGGUCUUUACGGUGCCAUCAUCAUCGCUCCUAGCGAAGAUAACACGACACCGUUUUCGCAGAUCAGUUCUUCUGCGACCGAUCUUGCAGCCAUCGAAAAAGCUACUGCCAAUAUCGAAACAAUCUUCACAUCUGACUGGAACCAGUAUACGUCCGCCGAAUUCUUUUCCAUCGAAUCCGCAGCAAACAUUGAUUGGGCUUGUGCAGACUCUGUCAUUCUGAACGGUAAAGGUUCAGUCUACUGCCUAUCCGCUGCUGAUCUUGCUGCAAAUGCACGAGUUCAAGUUCCCUUCAUCCUCGGAAACAGCUCUCUCACGGCCAAGGGCUGCAUUCCACCAUCAAAUCCGUUAAUCCAGGGUGCCUUCAAUAGAGACUUGUCGCAGCUUCCUGCUCCUGCAUACGAUCAGUGUACACCCUACUCUGGCAACACUUACACUUACCAGGUUGAUCCCGCAGAUGGUUGGGCGGCUAUGUCGUUCAUCUCACCCUCAGCCUAUGCAAUAUUUGUUGCUACUAUCGACAAUCACAAGAUGUAUGUGUAUGAACGUAACGGCCAAUAUAUGACUCCCCAAACCGUUGACCAGGUUGAGAUCUCUCCCGGUGAUCGUGUCUCCUUCCUGGUGAAGCUUGACCAGACUCCUGGUGAUUAUACUAUCCGCAUCGCCAACUCCGGUAUCAAUCAGGUCAUCUCUGGAUUCGGUAGAUUGAGCUACAAAGGUAGCGCUGGCACGCUCGGCGUGGCCAUCAUGAACAUUGGUGGCGUCUCACCUCCGAAUUCCACUGUCACCCUCCUCGAUGUUGCCAGCGCGGCACCGAUAAGUGCUCCAGCUGUCGCUAGUACUGCAGACAAGACCUUUGUCCUGAAUCUCAUGAAAAACCCAACCGCGGGUGAAUCCUGGGCUUGGACUCUCGAUGGGAGCAAAUCGUAUCAGCAAGGCAAUGACGAUCAAACUCCGUUCCUAUACUCGGAUCCCAACACAAUUCCAGCCGAUGAUCUCGUUCUCAGAACUAAUUAUAAUGACUGGGUUGAUCUCAUUGUGACAAUUGCUGGACCACUUGCGCAGCCACAUCCUAUCCACAAGCAUGGUAACAAGUUCUAUGUCAUUGGUUCAGGUACUGGCAAUUUCAAUUACACAUCGGUUGCUCAGGCACAAGCUGCUGGUAUUGCGUUCAACCUUGCCAAUCCACCGUAUGUGGAUGGUUACACCAGUACCCCUGCUCAAGGUACAGGUGCAUGGAUGGUAUUUCGUUACCAGGCUAACACUCCUGGUGCUUGGUUCAUGCACUGCCAUAUUCAAACGCACUUCACCGGGGGCAUGGCUGUUGCGAUCCUCGACGCUGUUGACAAAUGGCCUAUAGUCCCCGCUACUGCUGGCAAGAUCUGCUCUGCUAGUCAACAUGCUAAUAAUACUAGCGAACGUGGCAACGGUACCAUAAGCGAUGGAAAAGGCGGCAACAACACUAUUGGUGCUGGACAAGGUGGAAAUGGUACUUUUGGCGGUGGUUCAGAAAAUGGUUUCAACAGAACAAUUACCAGCAUGACUACGACUACAAGCGCGACCACAUCCAUCGUCUCAUCAACUAGUGGUGGAACAAGCACAAGCGGGUCAAUUAGCAGUAAUGCUACCAGCAUCACCUCUGGAACCCCCACUUCUACUUCAAGCUCAAGCAGCACUACCACAAGCAGUAAGUCGACCAGCAGUACUAUGGUCACUCAGUCUAGCACCACAAAUGUCAGCGAAACUUCUGCUGGUACUUCUGCUAGCCUUGGCUCGAGCACUACGACCACCAGUGACGGCUUCAGCAGUACUGCCACAGGAAUCGGUUCAAGUCGUACAGCCUCUAGCGAAAGCUCUAUUUUAGUCUCAACUACAACAAGCAAAGAAUUCAAUUCUAGCCCAACAGGUACAGCUGGUGGCCUAGGGCAGUGGGGCGAUUGGACGGCUACACCAUCAAAUGGUAAGGCCAGUGCAACGCCCUACAAGGGUUCUGCUACCGCAAAGCCGCAAGUCACCGAUACAACCUAUGGUAGUUCCGCCUGGGCUGCAUGGUCUUCAAUCUCAGCGGCUGCUGCAUCCGUAACCAAGAAGGACGGUGCCGCCCAUACUGUUCUUGCUGGCUCGGGCAAGGAUGGUUGCGAUCGUGGUAAAAUUGGCGGCUGGGGCUCUGACUUUGGUUCCUCCAAAUCUGGCUCGUCUAGCCCAUACCCAUCUAGCGGCAGUGACUCUAGCUCUGGAUACGCCGCAGGCGCAGACUCUUCCUUUUCGAGGAAAGGGCCGUAUGCUAGCACUCUCUCAUUCUCGACAAGCUCGAUGGUCUCGACUACUCUGUCUACUGUGACCAGUAGUUGGGGUACUGGAACUCCUAGCACAAUAAGCCCCAGCUCGGGAAAACCUACAGACAAUGCCUCUGGUUCAUGGACAGCAUGGACCGAUGUCUCGUCCAGUUCGACGGUCACAUCCAACGUACCACUCGAUGCUACAUCUCACGCACCGUCUGCGUCGUGGUCAGUUUGGCCUGCAGGCUCUUCUGCCUCCCUCAGUCAGCCAGUGGAUGCCCGUUCGUCUGCUUCGGCCUCAUCAUGGUCCACCUGGACUGAUAGCGCCCCUGUCUCAGCUUCUGCGACCACUUCAGUCAGUACAUCAGCUGCAUCGUCAAGCUGGGCAGCAUGGGAUUCCAGCGCAGUCGCCGCACCAGCGGCUGCCACGGGUAUUGCCAGUUACAACAGUACUGGAAGCAAUGGCAUCGCUACGUACUAUGGUGCUGCCUCUUCCAUCAAGGCUGGCGGUACCAUCGUUGUCAGUGUUUGUGCAGGUAUUUUGUCGUUCUUAAUGUGA
Lithohypha guttulata is the source of this 3261-nucleotide messenger RNA. RefSeq lists its product as uncharacterized. NCBI's taxonomy places the organism in Eukaryota, Fungi, Ascomycota, Eurotiomycetes, Chaetothyriales, Trichomeriaceae. The record is from RefSeq and is a predicted model, not a curated record. Gene Ontology annotation, molecular function: copper ion binding; oxidoreductase activity. The coding region runs from base 1 to 3261 and encodes 1086 amino acids. The transcript has a single exon.